UUCCUCCCUCUGGGGGCGGGCAGAGGCGGAGUUCGGUGCCGCAGCAUGCAAUCGGACCGCCUACAUUACAGGCCUGGUUGGGGGCAGACCUCCAGAGCCGCGAUCACCUGGAGCCAGCGGGCUGCCUUCGAACUGAGGCAGUUACCACCAAACCUAAGUGAGGGGGCACGGAAAGGGCCAGGGAGGGCGCCGGGGCGCUGGAGGAAGCUUCGCCGACGCCAGCUGGGGCUCCGCUCUCCAUGGGCGAGGUGGAGAUCUCGGCCCGGGCCUACGUGAAGAUGUGUCUGCACGCCGCCCGGUACCCGCACGCCGCGGUCAACGGGCUGUUACUGGCGCGGGCGCCGCAGUCGGGAGAAUGCCUGUGCCUCACCGACUGCGUGCCUCUGUUCCAUAGCCACCUGGCCCUGUCCGUCAUGUUGGAGGUCGCGCUCAACCAGGUGGACGUGUGGGGCGCGCAGACCGGUCUAGUAGUGGCUGGGUACUACCAUGCCAAUGCAGCUCUAGAUGACCAGAGCCCUGGGCCCCUGGCCUUGAAAAUCGCUGGGCGGAUUGCGGAGUUCUUCCCUGAUGCAGUACUUAUUAUGUUGGAUAAUCAGAAACUGGUGCUUCAGCCUCAUGUGCCCCCCGUCAUCGUCCUGGAGAACCAUGGCCUCCACUGGGUCCCCAAGGACAAGAACUUAGUCAUGUGGAGGGACUGGGAAGAGUCACGGCAGAUGGUGGGAGCACUACUGGAGGGCCGGGCUUACCAGCACCUUGUGGACUUUGACUGCCAUCUUGAUGACAUCCGACAGGACUGGACCAACCAGCAGCUCAACACCCGAAUCACCCAGUGGGUUGGUCCCACCAAUGGAAAUGCCUGAACCAGGGCCAGAGGAGGUGGUGUGUGUCAGGAUCCAAUAAAGAGACUUGAGCUGUUGGGUACCA
Molecule: messenger RNA, 924 nt
Organism: Pteropus alecto (black flying fox)
Lineage: Eukaryota; Metazoa; Chordata; Mammalia; Chiroptera; Pteropodidae
Gene: EMC9
Product: ER membrane protein complex subunit 9
Exons: 5
Coding region: 240-860 (206 amino acids)
Cellular component (GO): EMC complex
Source: RefSeq, a predicted model, not a curated record